GUCGCGCGCGUGUUUACAGAGUUAGUGUACACACGCUAGUUCUUAUACUGUGUAUGAUUGUGUACACUAAUGUAUGCGUUUAAAGGAUUGUCAGUGACUUUGUGAAUAUCUAGUGGUGGUGUUGGUAGUGGUGAUAAAGUCCGGAAAGUAGUGUACAGCUCGUCAGGUGGAUAGUUACAGACCGGCGACGACGCCUGACCAGGACUGGGGGCUAAGCAAGAUGGCGAUCCUAGGCCCUGUGACGUGCUGGGUGUAGGUGUGUAAACAUUGAUGAUGGACCACAGCUAUGUCAGCCGCCAACAUCCUCCCAUGGAACAGGAAGCGACCAGUAAUAUCCCUCGGUCCCCCGCUGCUCGACGUACUGGACGAACACGUAGCGUAUCCGAGUCGGGCCAAUGUCAGGUACCUUCUCCAGACGCUCCUGCGAGGUUGUCUUCUCUAGCAACACCAGGGCGCACAUCUGGCAACACCCUGCAUGACACUCAGGCUGCGAGAUCUGAAAGACCCAGGAAGUCGAGACAUGCCAGUGGAAAGGUUCAUCACACUGGCCGUAGUGCACGAGAUGGAAGAUCACCUUAUCAGGAGGGAGGUCAACCCAGAAAACUUUUAUAUCCAUCAAUAUCAGGAGGAUCUGGGGAUGAAGAAGACAACUCUGCUGAAACAAAGAGGUCUCGCACAGCACCAUUGCCAGAUAUUAUGCACGAUUGGGAGAUCAUUGUCAAAUCCCUCAAAGCGAACGAACGUCGCGAGAAACAAGAAGUCUCCAAGACAACCGGUUCUGUCAGUGAUAAAAGUUACAAAGGAUUGGAGGGCAAGCAUGGUGAACGAAAGUCCACAGAUGAAGCAGUUAAUACCAAUCGGAGGCUGGACUUUUCUGAAGGUCAACAAAGGGUACCUGAAGAACCAAUUCCACCUGAACCUUCUACCAGUAAUCCAGAAGCUGAUAGUGACAAAGAGAAUACUAGGCUAAAUGAGUUGGUGUGUAGAGAUCAGAUGGAAGAUGUUGACAAUAGUGAUGCUCAAGUGUCUCCCAUAUUUAAUGAAGAUGACAGUGAUAAUCAUACACAUCUUGAAAAUGGUCAGCAGGACAUAGGUAGCCCAGAAAGUAUAGUACCCAGUAGUGGAGAAAAUAAACCAACAAACAUAUUCGGUCCUUCUGAAAGUGAAACUGAAGUACAAAGUUUAGAAAGUACAAGGCAGGAGAUACCUGCAUCACACUGUGUUACACAGUCUGUUAUUGACAUGAAAACUGAUGGUGAUAGUGGCAGUGACAUAGUUGAAAAUGACAGUUUUGACUUAGCCAGAACAACAGUUACUAAAGAUAUGGAAAAAAGAAAGUUAAAAUCUCACUUGAAAGGGAAACUUAAUGCUCCAUCAGAUGGUAAUUUUGAGGUUGUUGGUACAUGUAACGAGGUCCAACUGAUGGAGGCAGAAGAUCAUUCACUUGAAGGUUUUCAGAAUAAAAAUGAUAGUUGUAGCAUCUCUGACUUGUCUCUAGGGCAAGAAAGAGAGGAAUUGUCUUCUUUUUGUUCUCCCAAAACUGGUAAAACUCUUAAAGCAUCUAGAAGCUUACAUAUUAAAAAUGAAAGGGAAAAAAGAACAAGUCAGAAGGCAUCAUCAGUGUCUAGUGAGCAGGGUAGUGAUGAUACAGUGUUAGACAGUGUAUUUGACAGCAGUUCAGUUACUAAGGGGAAGGGAACACCGGAGUAUACCACUUGUGAUGUGUUACAAGACUCAAUGAAUGAGAGUAAUGAAACAUUGAAGUGUCAUUUAAAAGAAGACAUGGGUGUUUCUGUGAAGAAUUGCAGAGGUGAAAAAAAUGAUUCAAAAGAAUGUUUUCAAAAUAAUGUUUUAAUGGAUAGUGUGGGUCAAAACGUCCCCAAAAUAUCCCUCCUUAGAAAAGAUCAUGUAUCAGUGAUGUUAAAAAGUGAUGAAACUGAUAGGCAAGACUCUUCCUGUGACAUUCAAAUAUCAAGACAGAAUAGCAACAAGAGCAAGUCAAUAAAAAAUGUUUCCGAGGAUUCCAGUGUAACAGAAAAGCGUUUAAAAAGGGAAGGGAAGUCUUCUCGUACACAAAAGAAAGAUUCAGAGACUUCCAUUCAUUCUCAUAAGAGUCCCGGUGAGUCCAGUGAUGAAGAGCAUUUGAUGCACACACUGACAAAGAAUGAAAAGCAGAAUAGUGUGAAGUCAGAAUGUAUGCUUAAGGAAAAAUCUCCGGUUGAAGAAAUGGAUGUGGCUGUUGAUAGCAAUAACAUGGGUGAAAGUCGGGUCGUUUUUGAAGCCACAGAUAACCAAACUAUUGAGACCGCGGAUGAUAAUAAAUUGAACAAAGUCGGCUGUCCCGCUAAGAAAGAAGACUCAAGGGUUCCGUUGGCAGGGAACUCGGAGAACUAUGAAAAUCAUAAAGACGAUGGUGACAGUGAAGGUGACAUCAGUGUGAUACAGAAAGAAGAACCACAUGUACUUGGAGGUGAAAAAGAAAUAAUGAAGAAUAAUGAGGAGAGUUUGAAAUAUUAUGUAGAAAAAGAAAUAAAUGAGAAAAGAGCAGCAAUAAAGACUGUUAUAUCUCAGAGGGAGUUCGAGCAACUGUUUGGACUGGCAGAUGAAGAAAAAUCUCUCGUAUGCAAUUUCGAGGGUUUUCAUAGUAACCUAACAGACAAGAGAUGGGUGGAGGAACAUCUCGGAGAUGACGUUAACGUCGAAGAAGCAUUUGAGGGUUUUGUUUCCGUCGGCCUACACGACAAUAAUGACCAUCUUAUAAAGCCCGAAUGCUCAGAUCUAAUUACACUGAGCGGUGACAGUAAUUGUGUUCAACUGUGCGAUAAAGAAAAAACUGGUACGAGACGCGUUGCCACGGACAAUAGGAAAACAUGUCAUGAAUGUCAGUUGGUGUUUGAGACUGCUGCAGAAAGAUAUCAGCAUCGGCGCGUUGGUCAUAAACGAAUAUACGAGUGUGUGUUUAAUGAAGGCCAAUGUGAAAAGAGUAUUGGAGCUGUACGCUAUCAUUCUCAUCUAUGGGAACACCACGAACUUCUUGUUAAACGGAUGCUGGAGGAUAUGUCGCUUGAUGUCAUGUCUUGCACAUUAGCCGGGUCAAUGUCUAAUACCCCUCAGCCGUGUCGAAUGUGUCUUUGCCUGUUAGGACAGCCCACUCGACAGCUGCAUGAGCUAUUGGUACAUGGGCAAGUGUCGAGUGUAUUGACUUUGGGCUUUCCAUCCCCCCAAGCGACCGUGUGGUGGACGGGCAAGGGGUUGUCAUGGACGUGUCACCAGUGUUGCUCCACCCUUUCUGGAAAUCAAAACCCUCAGCACUUUUUGAUGUUGUGUGCUCCACAUACCUUCCCAAAGAUACUAGCUAAUCACCUUGUCAAUGUUCAUCUCUUGAGUGACACUCUACUGCACGGUUGGUGGCUGCUACUGCGUCUUCUUCUCGUUCUGCCGCCGGUCGACCGAUCUUCCUUGGCCUCGAUACUGACUCUUGGAUUACACAAUAAUAGUUCUUUUGCAUGUUGUCUCAUAUGUAAACGUUCUUUAGCAUUUAUUGUGAGUCCACAGUUAGACGAAUCUCGUGGGUUGUGCGGAAGUUGCUGGGAUAUGGUAAGUGACAGUCUAUCGUGCUGGUUUCUUUGUGGUUUUCCACAACCAGAUAACCAGGAUCAGUUAACUGCUCACCUCAUUGUAAAUCACAGAAGUCAGCUAGGAGGAGGCUGGUGUGUACUUUGUGGAGAGUGGGUAAACUCUCUUCUUCCUCAUGUAUUUAGUCAUAGGUAUGUUAAAAAAAAUGUUCCACGUUUUACAUGUACUUUUUGCUCCACCACUCUGAUUGGGCAAAAUAUCCUGUCUUGGGUAGUACACUCUUGGGCAUAUCAUGUGUAUCCUUGCCCUUUCCCUGCUUGUGUCACACAACACUGUGAUUCUGAAUCUGAUGAGCAGUCCAAACCUGGGCAGACAGUGGCACCUACAGCUAUACAUUUGGCAACCCACAUUAAUGCAUGUCAUCUUCCCAGUCACGAGGAUUUGAGCUUAGACGAUAUAAGUAUGAUUAUUCAGUGGAUCCGUGGAGGACGGGGAGGACUGCUCUCUGCUUCAGACACUCACUCAUUAAAUAUGGUGUGGCACAGUCACACUGGAGAUUUGUUUACAUUAGUUGGUGCCGGUCAUCAUCUGAGUCCUUCCACUACUGUAAAAGUAUUCUCAUCAUGUGUGCUUUGUGGAUGCUCAAAUACUCUAACAUUAAGGUAUGCAGACUCAAGUCCGGCUCCUCUGUGUCCACACUGUCGUCUGGGGCUUCAUCGGUCUCAAGCUGGUCCACCUUGGCAUUGUCCUGCUCAGUCUUGUAAUUUCUACACUCCUCAAGCCUCUGGUCUUUACGAUCAUCUUAUGGAAUCCCCCAAACAUCGCCAAACAAUAAAGCCAAACCUCAAGUACGUUAAACUACCCAGUCGCUGUUCUAAGUGCAACAUGACCAGAGUAUUCAAGGAUCGCCUGGCAUUAUUUUGUCACCAGUUAUUAUCACACACCCUUGCUUGCUUAGCCUGCCCGGUCAACGCCAUUACAAUUACAUCGCUUCAACACCACCGCACCACCUGUCAUGACCUAAGAUCUUGGGAUGCAGUGUGGGCACGCCUUAAACACAAACAACAGCUAAGAGAAAAGUACAAAAUGCAGCAUCCUAAAGUAGUAGAUGAAGAGGAUGGAUGUGUUAUACUUGUAGGCACUAGUUCAAGUGGUACUGUUGUAGCUCAGUGUGAUCCCUUAAUAUGUGUUAACAUGUUGACAGAAGCUCCUCAGGAACACAUCCAAGAAGGUUCAGUAGAGCAGGUAAGAGGAGAGGAGAGAGAGGAGACCGCUGAGAGUGAGGAUGAUGUCGUCCCUGGCUGGUGUGGAUCUUUAUGUACUGUGUCUAUGUCUCCACACAAAUUGACUCCACCCACCACUGACUUAACAUCCACUGUUGACAAAAAUAUCACUAUGAAGAAAGAGAAGGUUAUAGAGAGACAGAUGGAUGUUGAUAAACUACGUGCUUCUUCUGAUAGAAAGGCCGAGACUAGGAAGGCUGAUGUUAGCAGUACAUUGGCUUCUGCAGUUACAGUUUAUGGGGAAAAUGAAAGGGAAGAGGACAAUGAAGAGGAGCAAAAAGAUGAUGAUAAUGAUAAAAAUAAUAAUAAUAAUAAUAAUAAUGAUGAUGAUGAUGAUGACAGUGGGAGUGAACCACCACUACAGAUUGACACGGCAGCAGCUUCACCAAACUCACCGCGAGGAUCAUGUCCACCCAGUCCUGGCUCAACUUUAUCUAUUCCAAGUGGUAACCAUGUUGAGUCUGUUCCAUUUCAAAUACCUGCUGUUGUAGAAGCAGCUUCACCCAAAGAAGCUAAAGAGUCUAACACCAUACCUGUCUCAUGUUCUAAACCUUCACCACCAAAAGAACUUAAUAAACCUGACAAACAAGAAAAUUCAGGUAAGUCACAAUCUGAAGGAAGACAACCCACAUUUGGUUUCGUUAACAGCGUAGAAGGUCAAACCAUUCAGAACAUGGCUGAAGUUUUAACUGAAGAGUUACACCAAAAAGGGGAAGAGACAAAUAAAUCAACACCAACAGGACAGACCAAGUCCAAGUCAGCAUUGGAGAAAGAACCCCAUCAAGCUGCUGCUGCUGCUCCAGAGGUUGAAGUUAUUGUGAAGAAGAAGACUAAUACAAGGGAGAAGCAGGGGAGACGAGGAGAACCAAAGGCUGUACCAAAAGGCUUGGGAGAGAAUGCUGAUAUUGAUGAGACUUCAAUGGGAGAGAACAUCUUGCGUGAUCUUAGUGACAAGUUCACCGGUCAAUGCGUUGGCUGUGGCGUGAGUGUUCUCCUGCCCCGUCUUCUGUUACACGUCAAUGAAGCUCAUCCUCAUGCGCUGGUUACCUGUACUUGUGGAGCUUUUCAGGGGAGUCUCUAUGCAUUCUUGGUCCACUCGUUUCAUUUGUCUCAUCUGCCGAGUGAAGCGCGUCCUUUUGUUUUAUCUGCACAAGAUGGAAGCCAGAAGACAAUGGUGGUGCUUGAAGCUCGAUCUUCUCCAUCUGUUGGUUACACUUUUCCUUGUUUUAAGUGUGGUAAACGCUUUAAACAAGAAAAGUCGCGACAACUACAUUAUAACUUGUGUAAACUUGAAAAAAAGUUUGAGUGUGAAGUUUGUGGAGAAAAGUUUGUGCGUGACCACCAUCUAGUCAAACACAAAGAGUGGAAACACAACCCUCAAACGUGCCCCCACUGUGGUAAAUGCUUUACAUCUGAGGUGUCAUUAACUCAACAUGUGCUUCAUAUACAUAAGAAGCAAUUGAUACACAAGUGUGAUCAUUGUGGAGAUCGUUUUGGUACUCGCACAAGGUUGAGAGUACACACACGUAUCCACACCGGAGAACGACCUCAUAAAUGUCAGCAUUGUACACAAGCUUACGUGUCAAGAAAUCUCUUGGCAAAGCACGUGGCUGCUGAUCACCCUAGUCAAUCAACAAAUUACCAAUCUGACUCAAGUGAGGACCUGGGUAAAUACAAAAGCCGAAAGCAUAGAACCUCGGUGGAUAAACCGGUCAAAGGCAAAAACAACGUAGAUAGUGAGUCAGAUUCUGAUAUCUCGGAGGUCGAGGGAUCCGAGGAAGUGGCGGUAGAUACCUGUCAACCCGGAAAGUUAGACGACGAUGACAAAGUAGCCGAGGAAGAAUUCCAAACAAGGCUCGUUAUGAUAGCAAUGACAGAGUCAGACUUAGACACCUCAGAUUCAGAUACCGAAAAGGCUCAGACAGUUCAUCACAAAAAAACUGCACAUGGAAAACAAGCAACUAAUAAACAAAAAACAUUGGAAACGGUGGAAGUGGUUAACGAGGAAACUUACCGGCAUGAUGAAUUACAGAGUCAUCAUCUGGACAUUCAAGGGAAGCACGCUGAACAGAAAAGAAAAAAAUUGGUCGAUGGCUCCAGUGGUGUAGUGGGGGCUAUUGGCGGAACAGUUGACGAAAAUACAGUGGCGCCCGUUGUGCGAGAAGACAUGUUGCAGAUGGUAGACCGUGCCGUUGGAAUGCGAUGUGGACCGUGCCACUUGACGUGGAGUAACCCAGCUGGGAAGUUGCUCCAUAUGUACCUGGUUCACCCUCAGCUUGUAUUAAACUUGGGGCUCACAGACUGUGCUUUUUGUGAUCAUUCAUUUACCACCGCAGAUGAUAUCAAUGACCAUCAUUUAGCUUUUCACCAACGUGCCAUGCUACCCAAUGGAACAUUUCGUUGUUUGUGUGGCCUAGUGUUUCGUGAGGAUGGAGCGUAUUAUUUCCAUCUCUAUUAUGCCCAUAAAGCCCAAAGAGCACUCAAUGUUGGUGGAGAGAUUGUGUGUCGCGUGUGUGAAGCCCGCCCGCGCCUUAACAAGAUCGUAGACUUGGUUGUGCAUCUUAGUGACACUCAUACAAUGUUUGAUCAUGUAAGAGUAAAUGAUGCAUACAUGUGUAACUUUUGUUACAAGGCUUUUGAAUCAUGGACCGUGCUUAGUCUGCAUUUCUUUAUGGUACACAAAGCUACUAAAAGUCAGACAUUAAGUUAUGACUGUCCUUACUGUGAUGGCGCUUCCCCAUGGCAUUCUUUGGAGGCUUUACAGUACCACCUGGAUAAUGUACACCCAGCUAGACAUCGUGUACACAAAGUUCCCGAAAACUCUUGUAGUAUAUAUAUGCCUGCCACACGUGUUACUGCAAGUACUCCCACACAGCCGUCUAAUUCGGGAAAUAAAAGGAAGAAAUCCAUGAACAACGCCAGUGGUAAACCUCCUCCUAAGAAACGGAAGAAAGUAUCCAAGAAGGGUCCACGUGAUGGCGGAGGCGGCUUGGAGGCAGACGAAACCCUGUACUGCAUUUGUCAGUGUCCGUAUGAUGAAGUGUCCGACAUGAUUGGCUGUGACAAUCCUUCCUGUCGCUAUCAGUGGUUCCAUUUUGAAUGUGUUGGUAUUAUGGCUGCUCCAGAGGGCAACUGGUAUUGUCCAGAGUGCACUACUACUCUCAAGACAGUUCACAAGCAGCAACCACACGCUGAUCUAUAUGAAUAUUAUAGCACCUACGAGACAGAUUCUCAACCAGCACCCAAGCCACCUAGCCAGCGACACCGCUCGUCAUCAUCAUCAUCUUCAUCGUCCUCCUCCUCUUCUUCGUCAAGUGAUUCCUCCUCCUCGUCUUCAAGUAGUGAUUCUAGUAGUGAUAAUGAAAUUGAAAACAAUGAGAACAAUGACAACAAUGACUGAUAAUAAUUGUAUUACAACAUACAUUUUCAGUUUCAAGUAUACAGUGUACAGUGUGAACAGCUAGAGUACUGUACUUCUCUCUGAAGGUUCUAAUUAGUUAUUAAUCUGACAUUACUCAUAGUUGUUUCUCCAGUCUUAAAUCUUUGCAUUUUUUGUAAUUUUUUUUAGAAUUACAAUAUAUAUUUUUUCUUAUUGUUACCUCUAUUCUUACGAUGCUCUUACUUUAAUUUGAAGAGUAUUACUGUGGCAGAAAUGUUUAAAGCACAGUACCUGAAAAUUGAAACUGAGAGCACUGGUAGAUAGGAGAACAUUAUUACCUACAACUACGAGUGCACAUGUGGCAUAGUGUCAUGUGCUUGGGUUUACAAUGAAUUUGAAUACUUUUCUAGUUAUAUCCAUGUGAUGGUAAUCAUGGUACAGUAAUAAAUUUUUGUGGUAUGAUGUAUUUGGUCCUAAUUAGUCAUAAGGGUUUCAGCCCAGUUAUUAUGGUAGCCUUGAGAAACAGUUUAACAGUGAUGGUUUUUGUGAGAAUGCUUUCAGCUUGUUUAAGACUGACUGCACUCCAUAGUUGAAAUAUUGCUGUGCCAAAUACCAUCAUUAUUAUUUGUUGCCAUUUUGAAUUGGUCUCAUAGGAGCUCAUUAAUGUACAGUAGUUUAAACAAGGAAUCAUGUGAAAGAAUUUUAUAUCAACAACAUUACACCUGUAGUAGGGCAUAUGUGAACUCUCCAUAUUUGUAAAUCGGUUUUAUGGUAGAAUAAUAACCUGAUAUAGGAUUUAAAAGUGAUCUUAAAGGUACCUUGAUGGUAGUUCUUGUCCAACACAAUGAAGAUGUUUAUAAUCCUUAAAGCUAUCAUACACUGUAAA
Molecule: messenger RNA, 9124 nt
Organism: Homarus americanus (American lobster)
Lineage: Eukaryota; Metazoa; Arthropoda; Malacostraca; Decapoda; Nephropidae
Exons: 3
Coding region: 271-8259 (2662 amino acids)
Biological process (GO): regulation of transcription by RNA polymerase II
Cellular component (GO): nucleus
Molecular function (GO): DNA-binding transcription factor activity, RNA polymerase II-specific; RNA polymerase II transcription regulatory region sequence-specific DNA binding
Source: RefSeq, a predicted model, not a curated record